Salvia splendens (bonfire salvia) is the source of this 1779-nucleotide messenger RNA. RefSeq lists its product as uncharacterized. The record is from RefSeq and is a predicted model, not a curated record. NCBI's taxonomy places the organism in Eukaryota, Viridiplantae, Streptophyta, Magnoliopsida, Lamiales, Lamiaceae. The transcript has a single exon. Bases 1 to 1779 code for a protein of 592 amino acids.
AUGAAGAUCGAGAAAUUGAGAGAAGAGAUCACUUCUUUCCAACAAAAGUAUGAUGAGUCCUUUGCAGAAGCUUGGAAGAGAUUCACAGACUUGAUAAGGAAAUGCCCGAGCCAUGGUCUAGCUCCGGGGCAUGACCUUUUGAAAUUCUACAAGGGACUCAACAAUGAAGGCACGGGACUAGUUACUGCAGGCUCUAAUGGAAACCUGGAUGACUUAACGCAUGAGGAGGUGAGAGCCUUAUUCCAAAGGUUGGCUAACAAUCAACGGAACUGGCACAACCCAAGGAGAGCAGCGGAGAAAGGAGGAGACACAUUCGGUGCUACAAAGGAUGCAGAGAGAGUAUCUGCAAUUGAAGCUCAAUUGGCAGAUAUAAGCACCCAGAUGUCGUCGAUGACAAAGGCAGUGAAAUCGCUGCAACUGACUCCUCAACCCCAAGCAGUGGCAGUGAUGAGAUGUGGAUUGUGUCAAGGAGGGCAUCAUACUGAUCAAUGUUCUAGUCUUCAAGGACCACCAAUCGAGGAUGUGAACUACAUUGGCAACAAUGGCCAAGGGUUUAACCAAGGCAACCAAUACAGCAAUCAGCAGAAUUGGAGGCCUCAGCAAUCGAACUGGAAUCAAAGUGGUCCUAGCAACAACUCGGGGAACCAAUGGAGGACAAACACUCAACCCCCGGGUUAUGAGAAGAAGCCAUCGGUAGAAGAUCAAUUGGGACAGAUACUUUCCUUCAUGACCAAGAGUCAAAAGGAGAAUGAGAGCUUCAAAGAAAGGACGGUAGAGAAGUUUGGUCAGAUGGAGGCUACAUUGAGGAAUCUCGAGACUCAAUGCAAGGCAGUUAAGUUAAGAAGUGGAAAGGAUCUUGAGUCUCCAAUCAUGCUAGAUGCACAAAAUGGCUCGAACAUCUUGCACGCAGGGGCGGACAAGUUGUUUGGCUCACAAACCUCGCACGCAGGGGCGGACGAGGGGAUUGAGUGGGCUACUACCGAAGCUAGGGAAUGUCAACAAGAAAAAGAAGAGUCAACCAUGAGUGAUAUCCACAAGAAGAAUCCACUAAGUCCGGCAAUGGACCCGAAGUGUCCAUUUAAUUUUCCAGAUUUUAUCCCGCCACCACCUUUCCCAGUCGAGAAUAAGAAGAAGGGUAGGAAAAUAAUUCAAGAGAAAGGACUCGAUUGGAUGAUGAACAUUAUCAGGAAAGUUAAUGUAGAUGUGUCCCUGGUGGAUUUGUUCCUACACUUUCCUAAAUUCUCCAAGUUUUUUAAGGAUCUUAUUGCGAAAAAGGAGAAGAUACAAGACGAUGGUGUGGUGAUAUUGAGCGCAUUUUGCUCACAAUUUGUGAAGGGAAAGAUGCCGGCAAAGAGAAGAGACCCUGGAAGCUGUGUGAUCCCAUGUGAGAUGGGAGAUAAGGAGUUCCCAAAGUGCCUACUUGAUCAAGGCUCGGGAAUAUCAUUGAUGGCUCUGAAAACCGCACGGUCAAUCGGUCUAGAAGCGAGGAUUGAACCAAUCGACAUUGACCUACAAUUGGCGGAUCAUUCAAUUGUGAAACCAAAAGGUAUCAUCGAGGAUGUCUUGGUGAAGGUUGAUAGAUUUGUACUCCCGGUUGACUUCAUUGUCCUAGAGAUGGAAGAGGACAAGGAUAUGUCUAUCCUAUUUGGUAGGCCAUUUUUAGCAACCGGUGAUGUUGUGAUAGAGACCAAGACAAAUACGGUCAUGUUUCGAGUAGAUGGAGAGAAUGUGGUGGUCAAGCAAGAGAAGGCGGGGAAGCGCCUAUUGGAGCCUGGAUAG